Molecule: messenger RNA, 1029 nt
Organism: Ceratitis capitata (Mediterranean fruit fly)
Lineage: Eukaryota; Metazoa; Arthropoda; Insecta; Diptera; Tephritidae
Product: mucin-2-like
Exons: 2
Coding region: 190-1029 (279 amino acids)
Source: RefSeq, a predicted model, not a curated record
CAACCUCAGCUCCACCCACAACAAUUUCAACCGCUUCAGCUACAACCACAGCAACAGCACCAGCAACAGCAACACAUUCAUCAACAAAUUCCAUCUUUUCAAACGAUCAAUUGCCUUGCUGCGCUUGCGCCAUCCAAUUCCACCAAUAGCUGCUAUGGUGGACACUGUACGGUCACAACAUCUAACGCGAUGGCAAUGCCAACAACGCUCCUUACAAUGCCCACUACGUUCAGCGUUCCACCGCCCCCAGCACCACCACAACCUCCAGCAAGUUUAACGGCACAGUUGUCAUUAAAUACAAUUAUGCCUGGCAACAAUACAGCAACUGCACCCACGACAACGGCCACGGUAACGGCCAGCUCAAACCAAACACCGCAUUACUCAGCCACAAGUUGGUUUUGUGACAAUCUUUCUGCUGGCAUUUCAAGCGCGCCGGUCACAACGAACGCAUCAAUGUUAACAACGAAUAUAUGUCCAGCGUUGACAACAACAACGAAUGCCUCAAUGAGCAAUCAAAUGGUUUUUUUACCUAUUAGUUAUCAGGUUCCAGGCAUAAUGCAGGUGCCCACCGUGGCAGCACCAGCCAUUCAAAGUGCCACACUUAGCGGUGCUCCGCUAAUGUCGGGCGGAGUGGUGCCUUCUAUAAACACAUCAGUGCCACCUCCUGUAGCACCUACUCAAAUGACUCAAUCUGCUUCUGCGCACACUUGUCCGCACAUGCAACAUCCUGCGCCGAGUAACUGUGUGUCAGCACCACCUGCCGCUUGUUCUAGUACUGAGAUUCCGCAGUUUCGUUAUUUCCCCAAAUUUACACCUAAAGGUACGGCUAGAGAGCUCCCAGGGAAUUUAAAGAAAAUUAGGCGGAAUGUACCAACUCUACGACAAGCAGCAUCUGCCGCCAUAACAACCUAUCAAAAGAAUGGAAAAUUGCCCACAAACUACUGGGGUGUAGCACUGUCAGCAGAGCAGACAUCAGAUGAUGGUUUCAGCGAUGCGAGCUUCGAGGUGAAAAGUGAGUAUGCCAUGUAA